Messenger RNA from Paramuricea clavata, 387 nucleotides. Lineage: Eukaryota; Metazoa; Cnidaria; Anthozoa; Malacalcyonacea; Plexauridae. The record is from the annotation of a GenBank genome assembly.
AUGUCUAAAGGCAGUGUUAUUGCUGUUAUGCACUCAGUUGAUGUCUUAAAUUUUACAGAAAUAUUUCUCAGGUUACAAGGCCCUUUACGUUCCAGUGGUACCGGUCGUGUUGAAGUAUUUUACAAUGGGCAUUGGGGAACAAUCUGUGAUGAUAGUUGGGAUUUAAAUGAUGCUAGAGUUGCGUGUCGUCAACUUGGUUAUCUAAAUGCUGUCAGAGCGCUUCAAGGAGGAUUUGUUCCUGAUGGUUCGGGACGGAUAUGGCUGGAUGAUGUUGCUUGUAAUGGGAAUGAACAACGUCUGUCAACUUGUCUACAUAACCCGUGGGGAAAUCAUGACUGCCGUCAUUCCGAAGAUGCUGGAGUAGAGUGUUUAGGAGGUAACUAUUAG